Molecule: messenger RNA, 1377 nt
Organism: Cryphonectria parasitica EP155
Lineage: Eukaryota; Fungi; Ascomycota; Sordariomycetes; Diaporthales; Cryphonectriaceae
Exons: 4
Biological process (GO): mismatch repair; base-excision repair
Cellular component (GO): nucleus
Molecular function (GO): adenine/guanine mispair binding; oxidized purine DNA binding; purine-specific mismatch base pair DNA N-glycosylase activity
Source: RefSeq, a predicted model, not a curated record
CGUCAGCACAGCCUCGAGUAUCACCGGCCUCUUCUGCUCCACGGAGAACUCGGCAGUCGUGGCAGGUCUGCCCUUCUGGACUGGUAUGAUGGGGUCAGCACCGAUCGUUUGAUGCCCUGGAGGAAGCCUUUCAUAGAUGUCAAGGACUACGACAAUGCUGCCGAGCUUCAGAGGGCCCUCACACAGCGCGCCUACGAGGUCUUCAUAUCUGAGAUCAUGCUCCAGCAGACGCGGGUUAAAGUUGUCAUUGAUUAUUGGAACAGGUGGAUGGAGAAGUGGCCAACGAUCUACGACCUGGCAAAGGCCGACGAAGACGAUGUCAUGAGUGCCUGGACAGGUCUGGGCUACUAUUCAAGGUGCAAACGCAUUCUUGAGGCCUGCAGGAAGGUCGUCCGACACCCAGACUGGUGCGGCCUGAUGCCUCAGGAUGCCAAGACACUCGAGAAGGAGAUACCUGGUGUUGGGCCGUACACCGCCGGUGCUCUCUCGUCCAUUGUGUUUGGCCGCCCGGCGCCGAUGGUCGAUGGAAACGUCUUGCGCGUGCUCAGCCGCCAGCUAGGCGUGCUGGGGGAUAUUAAGAACGACAAGACCAUCAUUGGCCUAAUCUGGGCUUGUGCAAGUGCUCUUGUGGAGACUGAGGUGGGCGAGGUACAGCCCAACGACGGUCCAGGGCGUUGGGGACAGGCACUGAUGGAGCUAGGAAGCACUGUUUGCACUCCCCAGCCAAACUGCUCGAUAUGUCCCAUUACGAUGACGUGCCGCGCGUACGAAGAGGGCUCCACGCUUUCGGAAGCCGGACUGCCCCGGAGAAGUGUCAUCAAAACGUCACAACCAGUCGAGAUCGAGGACCUGUGUCGAUUAUGUGAGCCUUUCGAGACUGCUGCUACAGACCAUGCCGCUCAGAAGUCGGCCUUCCCGGUCAAGGUUGUGAAGAAAGCCUUGCGGGAGCAGGAGACCCUCGUGUGCGCAAUACAGCGGGCUAGUGAUGGGAUGUAUCUGCUACAGAAACGUCCAAACAAAGGUCUCCUCGCCGGUAUGUGGGAGUUUCCAAGCCAGAUUCUCGCAGAGGCCAACGAUAGCACUGCAGCGUCUCGAAAGCGAUCGGCCCGCAAUUUUGUGACAGAUCUUUUCGACCUGGGAGAUUCGUCGGCUGCGGGUAGGAAGCAGAGCCUCAUUCUAGAAUAUCGCGGAGAGCUGGGCAGCGUGCCAUGGGUUUUCUCUCAUCUGAAGCUUACGAUGCAUGUCCAUCUGUUCCGGUUGAAGAACGGCCAACAGGAGACACCAGUAGCCCACGCCCAAGACGAGAACCCACGCCGCUGGGCCACCUCGGCAGCUGUGGAAGGAGAGACGAUGGGGACUGGAAUGCGCCAAUGCUGG